Gloeophyllum trabeum ATCC 11539 is the source of this 3456-nucleotide messenger RNA. RefSeq lists its product as uncharacterized. Gene Ontology annotation, biological process: chromatin remodeling. Gene Ontology annotation, cellular component: cytoplasm. NCBI's taxonomy places the organism in Eukaryota, Fungi, Basidiomycota, Agaricomycetes, Gloeophyllales, Gloeophyllaceae. The transcript is spliced from 4 exons. The record is from RefSeq and is a predicted model, not a curated record. Bases 1 to 3456 code for a protein of 1151 amino acids.
AUGCCUGCGCACGCCACUGGCGAAGACGAGCAGAGGCAGGCGGUAUUUCAGAAGCUCAAGAAAAUUUGCGUACCAUUGCUCGGAAAUUCAUCACUAACCCCAAGCUCAAUUCCCAAUGUGUUCAGGCUACUUGUGGAGCUCUUGAACACUCUGGACGACAUUGGAGCCUCUGGCUUCAUCCUCACUCCCUCCCUCAUAUCCUACGUCUUCUUCCCCAUAUCGACCAUCCUGAGGCGAAACCCUUCGCGUGAGAUACCGGAUCAGAUUCUUGAAAAGAUCUUGGGUAUCUUGUUCUUCCUUUCGGAGACAUGGUGGUGGGACUGCGACAUACGCACUUGGGAACAAGUAUUCCUACUAUCCAGUGCUAUCUUAACGGGUAUGGAGAGCAAGGGGAAAGGCAGGAUGAGAAGCGACGAGACGAAAGCUGCUGCAAUCCAGUGCCUACUUGCAUUACUACGAGAGAGGAAUGGCGAGGAGCGCAUCAAAUUUCGAAGACCGCCUGACAAUGAGCGUGCUCGUCUGCUAGAAAUCCAAGGGCACAUUCAGUCUGCUCAAUUCAUACCUGUGCUUGGACAGACCCUGGACUCGAGUCUGAUGACCUCUACAUCAGAGCAUCUGACACUCCAACGGCGUUCUCUACAACUACUGGAGUUGCUUGUCAGGCUUUACCUACCCUCUGGACUGGCUCCAUCAGUUCUUCCCGGUGUCGUCAGUACAAUGUGCAAGGUCGCACUAGGUCUCGCGACAUCGAAGACGUCAGCAAACGGCGAAAUCGUAGCAGGGGCUCUCGCCGUUUUGCGAGGCAUCAUAAUCAAAGCUAUCGGCGAUGAUAUUUGCGUCGCGGAAGGCGCUGUAAGGGAUAUAAACGAUCUUGAAGACCUCUUGCAGACGGCCAGCGACACGACAGGGCAGAACUCGUCCCAGAAUCUCAGGUUACCAUAUACGACUCCCAGGACCGACAGUUGGUUACGUGGUACGGCAUCCCAGCUGCACAUAGCUAUCAAUUCGUUAACGCCAUUGAUUUCACACCCGAACCCCGUUGCCCUGAGGGGGCUGGCGUCUUUUUCAGCCGCGCUUGUCAGUGCUACGUCUCUUACUCUACCCCAGACACAGCCUCUGUUGCUGUCUAUGCUGCUAUCCUUAAGUCUGUCGGACUUGGAUAGCGUAGCCAGACUAGCGGAAGGGUUGCUGGUAGACUCUCUGUCGCCUUCGGCCAAGGUCCAUCACGCUCUUUGGCGGGCCCUCAUGCGGAUGAUGAGCGACCACCUUGCUGCAAUCCCUCGGUUUCUCCCUACCCACUCAGACGCAAAGGUCGAGCACAGUGCACGGAUCAUUGAAGCAAUCUCCCGAGUGAGUCAUACGAUCUCAGGUCAAUCAACGCCAACCGGAGUAGGAGCCGGUCGCGGUUUCUCCUCUGUCUCAUCGGGGAUCAGUAAAUUGUUAGGACCCACUGGCGGUAUCGAAAAAUGGGGUUGGGCGCUGCUGUCCGUUCUGGAAUUCCUUCCGCCUACCAUUGUCAUUGCGGAAUGCCAAGGGCCGCAAUCGCUCCUUGAGAAUGGUCCGAUAGGUGUUGUGCUGACCCCUUUCCCCGCUAUGACUCUGCGGAAUAUCUCUUCUCGAUCCACAUUCACUGCGCUGGAACGGAUGCUGCGAUCACUGGGGACAGCGUGUGGUGAUGAAUGCUUAUACACAGUCGAGUGGUUCGCUAGUGUGGGGCUCGGUGGGAGGACCAUUAGAGCCGUCGCCGCCCUUUGGUGUGGCUCGAGACUACUGGAAGGUGUUAGCGGAGUUGAGCUUGACAGAGCCGACAGCAUGGACUCUAUUUCCUUUUCCAGAAGUAGCAGAUUGCAGAAGUUGGCUCGCAUACUCGCUCGGAACGUCUCUGAGCUAUGGGAUGAAGUAGAGGAAGGCGAUACUGACGAUGCGUCAAACGAAUCUCAGCUGAGGCAAGAUGCUGUGCAGGACGAAAAUAUGCUGAUUGAGUAUCGUAAGGGACUAAUUCCUGUCUCAUUGGGCAGACAGGAAUCCAACCCUAUCUUUCGAAACGCCGCCCUACGGCCUUCACUUCAUAAGGCCGUUUGCUUGCAACUCAUAGCUCUUACAACUGGUAUACUUCAAUCGCGGGCAACUCCGUUAUUCGUCCACACCUUAUACCCCGUCCUUCAUUCCAUGGUUUCCACAGAUGCGUACUUGGCUGAGACAGCUUCAGUGGCGUUGAAUUUCAUCACCUACAGCACCUCCUUCGCAUCGCCAUCUAAUCUAGUCCUGUCGAAUUUCGACUACAUCCUCGAUGCCGUAUCACGUCGCUUCACGCGCCGGUGGCUGGACAUGGAUGCCGCGAAGGUCCUGAUGCUGCUUAUACGCCUUGCUGGACGGGAUGUCGUCAGCAGAGCUGGCGACGUUGUGGAGGAAUGUUUCGACAGGCUCGAUGAAUUUCAUGGAUACGAGAUAGUCGUAGAAGGUCUCCUGGAGGUGCUUUCAGAAGUAAUCAAAGUGAUCGCAGCCGACGAAGAGGCCCAUGCCUCGAAAAGUAUCGAGCCAGAUUUUCAGACGUCGCCGCACCGCGGCAAGGAGCGCCUUGAUGCAUUCUUUACGUGGUUCCACCAUCGCCACCAACCUCUGGGGGAGGAUCCAACUGACUACGGCCCGGCCCCGAGAAGACCAUGGGGCAAAGACGACAGUACGGAUGCUGAAAGACCGUCAGCAAAAUCUCCAGAUUCCACUGCACAACCUCCGCCGACUCCGACACAGGCGUUGACAAAGCAAAUAGUGUCCCGUUCUCUAUAUUUCCUGACUCAUGGGGUACCCAGUGUUCGGGCCAGAAUACUGUUGUUGCUGUCGUCCGCUGUCCCCGUACUGCCCGAAUCGGCACUGCUAUCAUCUCUCCACCAUGCAUGGCCUUUUGUGCUAAACCGACUAUCGGAUGCCGAGCCCUAUGUUGUUAGUGCAGCCGCCCAAUUAAUCGAAGCUCUUACCACGCAUGUGGGCUCGUUUAUGUCGCGACGAAUCUGGGAUGAUGCAUGGCCUCGGUUCCGUACAAUGCUUAACAAACUGGAGACCGCGGACGCCACCAAUGCCUUGGCUCGGAGAGGGCCGAAUGCAAUAGGGACUGAGUCCGCCUACACUCACUCGCACAGACUGUACCGCGCACUGUUGAGGACCAUGACUGCCGCCAUUAGAGGUGUGCGGAUCGAGGACGCUGCGGUUUGGGAUGUCAUCAUGUCCUUUCGACGCUUCCUGGCGAAUGGUGCCCACAACGAACUUCAGAAGUGCGCCCGCGAUUUGUACAAAGCUAUAGGGAAGAACAACGAAGAUGCUGUCUGGCUCGUUCUAUCGGCUACAUCGCGGACGGUAGACGACUCUCUAGGGUUCAUGCUGGAGGAGCGGUGGCAGAUUGAAACCAAUGCAAAUAUAAUACUGACGGAACUACUGCAAGACAACUCGUCCCUGUGGUAG